Molecule: messenger RNA, 3232 nt
Organism: Actinia tenebrosa (Australian red waratah sea anemone)
Lineage: Eukaryota; Metazoa; Cnidaria; Anthozoa; Actiniaria; Actiniidae
Biological process (GO): signal transduction
Molecular function (GO): protein binding
Source: RefSeq, a predicted model, not a curated record
AAAGAACUUGCAAAUUAUCAGGAAGGUGACGUAAUCCAAUGGGGGAUCCCCUGACGCGACUAGCAUGACAUAUGCACGACAUCAAUAUCACUGUAUCUUCAGUUUUAAAUUUCAAACCGGAAAAUUUUGAUAAUUGGUAUAGGGAAGAAACCUAGUUAGUUGUGCAACAAAUGUACACGUAGAAGCCUUUUACGAGGACUUAGCAAAUCAAAUGAGACAAAGAAGGUUCAAGUUUAUUGAACGUCUAAUUCAAAUUUAUAAUUCGGUCGCCAAAUACAGCGUYGCGGCCAGUUGCUUGACUGUAAUAAUCGAACUAUAAAUGGCAUAUCUUAUGGAAGAAGAAGACGUGUUUGUUUCACAUAAUUCAGUACCAGCCAGUGCCCUACAGACUGGAUCUUCUGGCAGUCUUCCUGCCGCUAUUCAUUCUCAGGAUUUAGAGUUCCUUACAGUUGCUCGUUCACGCAAACCAUUAUCCCAUAAUGAUUUGCCCUCAGAACUGCAAGGCAUUCUGGAUAAUACGAUCAGGAAAUAUGGAUUAUCAAGAUCAUUGACUGGUACAAGUUAUGAAUCCGGCUUCUUUUCGGAUUCACCUGCUUCAAGUACUUCUUCACUUUAUCAGAUUAAUGAAGGACAAAAGGCUACUUCGGAGGCUGAGUUUGGUUUCCCUGAUCAACAUGAACUAGACAACUUUAACCGGAAGAAAUUAGAAAUUCUUUUUAAUGACUUUGCUGAAGAACUCGGAGGAUGCUGGAAAGAGUCAGGAAGAUACCUCUUGAAAAAAGAGUGCUCUGUUGAAAACAUUAAUGCUGAUUAUAGCAAAGUCAGCGAAAAGGCCUACCAAGUUCUGCUAAAAUGGAAAAAAGAAAACGGAGCCUAUUCUUCUGUUCUUGAUCUCUUCAAGUGUUUUAAUCACAUUGGACGAGAAGAUGUAGCAGAGAAGGUGAUAGAUUAUCUGCCAAAACGCAUACAAAAUGCAUGUCGGAUGAUUCUCCUGUCRUCCCCAAAGAAAAUUAGGUGUCCUUCAAUGACUACUGCAAUCCAUAACAUCAAGGAAACAAUUCAGGAUAUGUCGGUUGAAAAACAACUGAGGGUUGCUGAUGAAGAGGAAAUCCAUCUGUGUGUCAGUAAAAGUUCCGGCAAGAAAUAUCUCCUCAAGGAAGUCCAGGAAGGGCCAGACAACUGCAUCCUUGCUGCAAGACUGGCAAUUCCAGAGAAACAACUUGUUGCAAAGAAAAGACAGCUCCGAAACACGUGCGAUUUCCUGAAAGAGACUAAGAUCAGAGAAGACACAGUCAACCGUUUGAAAAAAAUCGUAGAACAACUGCAGUCCAAGCUGAAAAAAGACUACUUUAGCUUCUGUAAAGAAAACGUGGAUUGCACCAACUGUGAGAAAACCAAAACAAAGCUGGAGCUUCUAGAGAAAGAAUCAUCUCUAUUGCAUCACACGCUGGAUAAGAUGUUGAGUGAUAACAGGAAACUAUCGAUCACAGGGAUCCCAACUGAUAAAAUUUACAAUCUGGCAGAAAGGRCGUAUGGGAUCUGUGAAGACCACAAGGAAAUGCACUCGGAGAUAAGAAAGAUUAAAAGACGGUGUAGUCAGGAGUUCCUUGAUGUAAAACAUGAAAUACAAGAACCACCAGAUAAAGGUGAAGAAGAAGUGGAUAACUUGGAGAUUGACGAUACCUUAGAGUGCACUUUGAAUAUUCUUCAACAUUUUGCCCGAAGAAGAAAAGUGGUCCAGUCUCUUACCCCCAAACGGCGUAAAGAAUCCAAGGCAGUCCAGCGGAAUAAAUCAGACAAGUCCAAGUCUCGCUCACGUUUCUAUGUGUCAGUUCGUGACUCAUUCAAAUACAAGAAAGAUAGCACAGCACAAGCCACGCCAUCCGGGCUUACUAGGACAGACUCGAAGGAAAGGGCGCUAUAUAAAUCAUCAUCAUCAUCAUCAGAACUGACGUUWUAUACGACUGAAAAAGUAAAGCUGAAGGGAUCUUAUUCAUAUUAUUUCCAGAAAAUCAAAAGAUCCUUCAGAAGCAAGGACUCCAAACUAAUCAGGAGAAAGAAAGGUUUCACAGAAAAUCCUGAUUUCCAGCCAUUCCAUCAGUCAACCAGUACUUCUCCUGCUGCCUUAGUACGUAGGAAUGGAAAUAAGACUGACUUCCUAGGCCCCGAAGAUCUAGAUCUCGAUGAUCCCAGUGAGGCGCACAGUCAAUUUUUUCGCGCCAAAAAUACUGACUCGCAAGCGAAGUCGCGUGGUACCACACUUCUUAAUAGUUCCARCACUAUAAAAUCAUCUCAUAAGAAAAUACACAAAUGUAACAGUGAUCCAUACAUUCGGGAUAUAAAUAGUACAGAGYCACGCAAGAUGAGUCAAGAGCGUGACUGUCACGGAGAAGCAGUACUUGAUAUUUUAAAGCAGGAAUACUUUGAGAGAGAAAGAAGUCAAAGUGAUGUUCAGACAAGAAACAAAAAGCAGAGUCGCGUUCAAAGAAUGAGGAAACCAAUUAAAAAGCGUGACAAAUGUUUUGACAAGAGCCAACCACAAGAUUCUUCAAGUGACAAUCUAAGCAAGAAGCGUGACGAGUCCUUACCCAAAAGCCAAUUAGCUGCCUUGGGAGAUUCCUCACGCGACAAGCCUAGUGAGAAGCGUGACAAGGUCACCCCCAAGAACCAAUCAGAUGUCUUUGGGGUUUGUUCCAGUGAAAAGCCUAGAGAGAAGUGUGACAAAUCCUCGGACGUGAGCCAAUCACAUUCCUUAGAAGAUUCUCCAAGUGUCAAGCCGAACAAGAAACGCGACCAACAGAAUAGCCAAUCACAGUCCAGCAUGAGUGUGAUUAGUUCAAGAAUCGUAUCGGACAAAAAUAAYAAUCAAGAAGAUACGACAAGCUGCGAGAAUGUUAAAUGGCUGAGAGACGUUGACACCGAAGACAUUAUCUUCGUUUAACAAAAGAAGAGAACCCUGAAUCGUGAUUGCAUUCAAGGUGUAAAUAUGUCACCAUCACAUGUAAGCAAGCUCUAAUAUAAUAUUUUAUUAUGCUAAGUUAAAUCUUCUGUUUUAACAGUGUGUUUUAUAAUAUUUAAUUUGUAGAAUUAGAAGUUAAGUUAAACUAUUGACGAAUGUUAAAGUGCUACUCUGACGGAAAUCGCUCAAACUUGGAUUCAGCUGAAACUUCCUAAGAAUACUCUUUAAAGGUCCAAUAAUCACUGUACGAAGUGUUUUCUCGAUAUUCAGGAC